This is a messenger RNA of Phytophthora sojae, 651 nucleotides long. RefSeq lists its product as hypothetical. Lineage: Eukaryota; Oomycota; Peronosporomycetes; Peronosporales; Peronosporaceae. The transcript is spliced from 3 exons. Bases 1 to 651 code for a protein of 216 amino acids. The record is from RefSeq and is a predicted model, not a curated record.
AUGCUGGAUGUUGUGGAAGCUAUCCUUCCCUUUGGAGCUGAGCAGUGGCAAAACGCUGUGUCUCAGUUCAAUACAAAUAUUCCAGCAGGGUGGACUGAGCGAGAUGGCGACAGCCUCAAACGUAAGUUCCAAAAGCUAGUUCGUGUUCCUAAACCGACAGGUACGGCGUAUUUGAUGUGCUGGCACUUGUGUGGUUUUCAACUGACCUAUUUCGAUUUAUUUGUAAGGGAACGGAACAUGUCCCGAGCAGGUGCAGCGCCAGCCUCGACGGACUCACAAUUAACCCAAACACCCACGGCAACUUCAAGUACACCCACCGCUCCGUCAACCCCACUACAAGCAACGCCGCGAGCUGACCGUAUCAUCGACACGGUGAACAACGACAUUCAAGCCAGCCAUAAUGCCUCGGACCCCUCGCAGUCGAUGCUGGCCAUGAUGAUGGCGAUGGAAGAGCGCCAACAAGCGAGAGAUGCGCAGUAUCGCCAUGAGCGUGAGCUCUGCCAGCGACAGAGAGAUGAGCGUGAAGCUGCCAACCAGCAAAUGAUGAUGAUGCUGCUGUUACGCCUCGUUGAAAGGGGUGGUGGUGCUGCGUCAAGCGGGGAGCAGCAUGGAAACGACACAGACGCUGGCCUAGAGAACAAGCUAGAAUAG